Molecule: messenger RNA, 408 nt
Organism: Enterobius vermicularis (human pinworm)
Lineage: Eukaryota; Metazoa; Nematoda; Chromadorea; Rhabditida; Oxyuridae
Source: the annotation of a GenBank genome assembly
GUUGGUGGGAUAUUAGUGGCAAAUAUUGCAUCGCCCACUGGUCUCUCCAAGAAUAUGUUCGUGCCAACAAAUGGUAAUUUUCGUAGAGUUUGGAUCCAGAAUGAAAGUGCCGACAACAGCGAAUGUCAAGGGUAUGAUUCAUACAACGCUGUUCAUGAAUUUUGGCACCAUGUUUGGAUAGUUAACAACUCUGAUUUUAAGCCUGUUGAAAACACUAAUUAUAUGAUUAUUGUUUUGACUGCUGUUAUCGCUUCAACUUUACCUGUCACUGUUGCUGCUGUUGGUGGUUAUAGGGGUCGUUAUGAAUGGUGCAGGCAUGCCCUACGUCUAUUUCAGAGGUUGGGAUUAGAUUUUAGACAGUAUAUUCAAAAUAGAGAAGUUGGAAUAGAUGCAUACAAGGUGGUAUGA